AUGUCGAUUGCCACCACGAUUCUACUUCCGCUCUUCGAAAAGUCAUCGACAGGAUGUUUCAGCGUUGCCCUCACCAUCGUGUUUCUACAUGUAGCUCUGAUCUCGGAUCCACCUGAUGAACCCGCCAUUUCAGGCUUCAAAGAUAUAUUUUGUAUCGCUUCUGGAAGGAUCCUGCCGGCCGUCGCGCUUGCGACGACGGUGUAUUUGGUAUGCAUACAAGAUGCUCACCAAGGAAGAAGGCAGACCAGGCUCUCCUGGACAUCGUGGCUUACGGGACUCUGGAGCGGUGCAUUAUGCAAUUUCUUUGGGCAAUUGUUUCAGGAUGGAUGGGGACCUAAAGCUCAAAAGAUCCUACUUAUCUUCCUCACUGCUACCCUGUACUUUAUCAUUUGUCGGAUUAGGAAGCUGCACCGCGAACAGCAACUCACGCGAUGCCUUACGCUCUAUGGACUGCUUAUCGUUGGUCUUUAUAUCACCAAUCGAAUCUUCGGCUUUCUUGGUCUUCGGCUACACAUCCAUCACUAUCUAUGGCCCUUACUACUCUUACCAGGAGCUUCCACGUGCGGCCCGUACGCUUCCUUCUAUGAAGGUCUGCUCCUAGGCAUUUCCACCAAUGGCAUUGCCCGAUGGGGCUUUGAUAACCUAGCUGAGGUUCAAGGGCCCAUUUCUGAUAAGUCCGUCGAGUCGCUACUGCUGAAUAUGAUAUCACCUAUCAUCAACGGCACCCAUAUCAGUUUCGAGUGGUCCGGUCUACCGAAUAGUUGCAAUGGCAUCAAUAUCCUAGUGAAUGAUGUCCUCAGAUUUCAAGACUUUAACCCCCCCGGUGGCCAUUCCUUUGUCUGGCGGCGUGAGGAUCUGGGCCUACCACUCUACUUCCGCUUUGGAGCCAUUACGGAGGACAAGUAUCGCGGAUUAACGAUGGGUGAUACCACGGGCCCUGCAGUAUGGCACGCCAAUGGAACAUGGUCGGCAUGA
Molecule: messenger RNA, 975 nt
Organism: Exophiala aquamarina CBS 119918
Lineage: Eukaryota; Fungi; Ascomycota; Eurotiomycetes; Chaetothyriales; Herpotrichiellaceae
Exons: 1
Coding region: 1-975 (324 amino acids)
Source: RefSeq, a predicted model, not a curated record